AAAAACAAUCGGUGUCAUUUCCGGGGUAUGUGUUAGCUCGCUCGUGCAGGUCGCACCGUGUCAGCAGCUGGUUUUACGACCUGUCACUGUGUGUAUGUGUGUGCCACCGUGUGUGUGUCACUGUGUAUGUGUGUGUGUGUGUGUGCUGUAGGAGGACAUAACACAACCUUUAUUACCUGAAGUCACGUUUAUCGGUAACAUCAGUGUGAGCGGAAGUUCCCCUCUGUCAAAAUGAGCCGUGCACCGCUGAAGAGGGUCUACAAGGAUCUGCCGGUGUGGAUCGUGGAGGACCACAACGACGUGGUGUGUCACAUCUACCGUGCCAUUGCAUCGAGGCACCUCCCAGACAAGAACCUAAAGAUGGUUCAUUUGGACUCUCAUCCAGAUCUACUUAUCCCUGUCAACAUGCCCGCUGACACAGUCUUUGAUAAGGAGAGUCUGCUCAGUGAGUUGAGUAUAGAAAACUGGAUAAUGCCCAUGGUGUAUGCCGGCCAUGUGUCCUGGGUAGCAUGGCUGCAUCCAUACUGGGCCCAGCAGAUCCGAGAGGGAGAGCACAGGAUGUCUGUGGGCAGAGACUCAUCCACCACCACCAUCAGAGUGACCAGUACGGACGACUACUUCCUCAGUGAUGGUCUUUAUGUUUGUGAGGAGCAGCUGGAAAACGCUAAACCUCUCAGACUGAACGUGGUCAAAGUCAAUCCUGUCAAAGCAGGUCAUUCAUUACUCACAGACAAGAAAACCCAGGAGGACACAGAGGGGUUGUUCCAAAAGAGACGCAGGACAGAGGGUAGUAAGGCAGGCGAAGCCAGCUCCUCUGAGACCCAGUCAACUGCCACAGUCCUGCCAGCAGAGGGCAGCAACAUCAUUGCAGAAAAGUCCAGCGGUGGGACACGCUUGGGAGAUGAUCCUGAUGAUGAUGAAGAUGAAGGAUCAACCAGUUAUGUUGUUAAGAGAAUAUCUCCAUGUCUGAGUGAGACAGAGCCAUACAUCCUGGACAUUGAUUUGGAUUUCUUCUCCUGUAAGAAUCCCUUCAAGGAAAUGUAUACAGAGGAAGAGUACGCCAUCAUGAAGGAGCUCUAUCGCUUCACAGGACCCAGCCCUGAUGCUGAUAAGGAGGAGCUCGAUGACUGUGUGUACCGUCGUAUACAUCAGUUAGAGGAUCUGGAAGCAGCAUUUGCUGAUUUUCUACAGGACGAUGGAGAAGAGACAGUUAAAUUUUGGGCCGGUAACCUCGGAAUGGCUUCAUUAGCCGAACUGGUUUUCAGUUUGAAGUCAAGAAACCCGAAGCCCGACUACGAGAUGGUCCAUCAGGCGGGGUUAACCUGUGACACUGUUGAGCUGCCUCACCACAUCAGCACUGAGGAAGAGAUCGACAGACUCAUCACAGCUGUACAGCUGUUUCUGACGCCUCUGCCCAGACCUACACUGGUCACUGUGUCCAGGUCCAGUCUAGAUGAAUACUGCCCAGUAGAACAGGUGGAUUCAGUCCAGAGCAGAAUGCUGGCUGUACUGGAGGCACUGUAUGGUCCAUUGGACUUACACAAAGACUAUAAACACAGCAGCACAGAAACUCAGGACUGCCAACCACAGGCCUCUUAACAAACACACACAUACACGUGUCACUCUCAGAUGUUGUGUAUCUUUGUUUGAUAAAGACAAUCACAGGAAAAAUGACACAUCAGAUGCUGCUGCACUGAGUCGUAAGUGUUGUGAUGUGUUUUGUCCAAUAGGUGUCACUUUGAGGCACUUUGUCAUGAAUAUUACAUGACAUGUAGUAUUAUUUGAAGUGGCCAGAGAAGUUGAUCAUCCUGGAUUUAGUUUUUGCAGAACUUGUAGUUUCUGUGCACAGAAAAAAACCAAAUGACUGUGAAAAUACAUGUUAAAAGAUAACUGGUCAUAUUCUGUUUUUUCCUUAUAGUAAACAAUGUGCAGACCAAAAGCUGCCCUGAUCGGUCCUACUAACAAGUACUGUGUGUGUAUCAAAGCCUAUUUCAUGUUAUUCCUCUGUGCCUAGAGCUUCCUUGUUGUGUAAAACAUCAGUGAGCGACAAUGUUGCACUGGGUAGCAUGCUCUUUCAUCACUGUGAACACAAAUACUGUAGCGUAUUUUGACACACACUGUCCUGCUGUUGGAAACACUAGCAGCAACAUGUAUUCAUCUGCCACUGAGACUAGUGUCCAACAGAUGCUGCAUUUCCUCCUGUCUGAGUCAAGUUUGCUAAAAGCUGCAGAGCCAGCUGUUACAGGAAAUUACUGAGCCUUUUUACAAACAGUGGAGAAAUCAGAAAAUAUUGUUGUCUUUUCAUGAGAUUUGUGAUCAUAACAAAAACAGGUUUCCAGCCUCAUUCAGUCAUAUUUGUCAUACCUCUCGGUCUAUAACAGUAACGUCUGUGCAGUUUUGUUCUGUUAAACUGUAUUAAACCCGUUUGAAUAUGGA
Molecule: messenger RNA, 2436 nt
Organism: Hippoglossus stenolepis (Pacific halibut)
Lineage: Eukaryota; Metazoa; Chordata; Actinopteri; Pleuronectiformes; Pleuronectidae
Gene: c11h5orf22
Product: chromosome 11 C5orf22 homolog
Exons: 10
Coding region: 232-1599 (455 amino acids)
Source: RefSeq, a predicted model, not a curated record